Salvelinus sp. IW2-2015 is the source of this 2567-nucleotide messenger RNA. RefSeq names its product beta-galactoside alpha-2,6-sialyltransferase 2. Gene Ontology annotation, cellular component: Golgi apparatus. Gene Ontology annotation, biological process: sialylation. NCBI's taxonomy places the organism in Eukaryota, Metazoa, Chordata, Actinopteri, Salmoniformes, Salmonidae. Gene Ontology annotation, molecular function: beta-galactoside alpha-2,6-sialyltransferase activity. The record is from RefSeq and is a predicted model, not a curated record.
CAUGAAAAACGCUUGCGACAAUGUGAGACGACARCGAAUGUGCAGCUUUCAUGAAUCUGAUUUCAAACAGCGCUGUGAAACCGGACCACUGCCCGCACAGCUCGGUUAAKGGAGGAAAAAACGGACACUAGCUUGACUUCUAAAACAAUGAAGACGGGCACAUUUCCUAGGCCCUCCGGCUGUCCUUUCUGCUGUGUCCCGGCUUCUGACUGCUGAUUGGAGCUGGCCUGGUGUGCGUAUAGGUGUGUGAGAGAUUGUAAGGAGAUGAAGUCCAGUAUGCGUCAGUGGCGGAGGCUGCUGUUCGUGGGCAUGUUGGCGUGGGCCCUCCUCUUCCUGGCUCUGCUCUCCUACUUCCUGGAUACCCCCGUGUACAACGAGCCCCUGACCUCCGCCAGCUCCUCGCUCUCCCAGCACCCCGACACACGGCGCCUGGCCUCCAUCCAAGGCGCCUCCCACCAGCAGCACCACUCCAUCAGGGGCUCCCAGCCCGAACCCACCUACAUCACCUUUACCACAGCCUAUCCCGACCCAGACCCUAACCAUUACCCAGACUCAGAGCCUAGCUCCUCCUCCACCACCCCUGAGCCUGGCCUGGAGCUGAGCUACGGGACCAGCCAAGAGAUGGAGGGGGGCAGCCGCCAGCAGCAGGACUACCUGGACGCCCAGACCCUGGCUGCCUGGUCCUCCUCACGCACGGAGAACGUGGGUUCCCACUCCGACCAGACGGUGACUCGAAACAGUGAGAGACCUGCAUGGACCGCCUCCAACGCUGGCCGGGGGCCCAACCGAACCACACGCCGGUCCUCACGUGAGGAUGAAGAGGAUGAGGAGGGGGUAGAGACGAACAACAGCCACAAGAGGACCAUGGUGGGGGAUCAUGGGGGGGAGAGGCGAGGAAAAGAAGAGGAUGAUUUAGAGGAGGACUACUACMCCAAGUCUGCCUCGCUGGUGCAGCGACUCUGGCGGGGAAAAGUGUCCUCUGGGAUGCUGUCCCCGCGACUGCAGCACGCCAAGCGGGACUACCUGAGUGCCAACAAGCACCACGUAACCUAUAAAGGAGGCCGGCGGGCUGCUCAGAGCUCCAGGGAACUACUGUGUGAGCUGAAGGACCAGGCCCGGCUGAGGACGCUGGACGGGUCCGAGCAGCCUUUCUCUUCACUGGGCUGGGCCCGGCUGGUACCGCGCCUGGACCUGGAGAAGCUCUACAGACAAGGGGGCCAGAGAGGCUUUAGGAGCUGUGCUGUGGUGACCUCUGCUGGGGCUAUUUUGCACUCAGGCCUGGGGAAGGAGAUCGAUUCCCAUGAUGCAGUUCUGCGGUUCAACACAGCACCUACAGAGGGCUAUGAGAGGGACGUGGGGAACAAGACCACCAUCCGCAUCAUUAACUCGCAGAUCCUGGCCAAUCCUGAUCACCGCUUCAACACCAGCUCCCUGUAUAAGAACGUGACUCUGGUGGCCUGGGACCCUGCUCCGUAUGCUGUCAAUCUACACAAGUGGUAUGCCAGUCCAGACUAUAACCUGUUCAGGCCUUACGUGGAGCACCGGAGGCUCCACCCCACCCAGCCCUUCUACGUCCUACACCCCAAAUAUGUGUGGCAUCUCUGGGACGUGAUCCAGGGCAACACCCAGGAGACCAUCCAGCCCAACCCACCCUCCUCUGGGUUUAUAGGCAUCCUCCUGAUGAUGGCGCUGUGCGAAGAGGUCCACGUGUAUGAGUACAUCCCCUCGCUGCGGCAGACAGACCUGUGCCACUACCACGAGCGCUACUACGACGCUGCAUGCACCCUGGGGGCAUACCACCCGCUGCUCUAUGAGAAGAGUCUUGUGCAGCGCAUCAACACAGGCCCUGUGAGAGACCUGAAGAGGAAGGGCCGUGUCACCCUCCCCGGCUUCAACACCGUCAACUGUGAACUCUGAACUAGGAAGCCACACAAGGAACCACCAUGACUCCAUGCGUCUAAGGGUGCAAUAAGAACCUUCUGGACUCUGACCUUAGGGGGAACGCGGAGGCAACCAUGUCGACCCACGUAAAACAGUGGAGAACCUAAGCCAUAGCCCCUCUGUGUGUGGGAUGGGAUCAAACCGGAGGGUACAGCUCUAGUCUAACUACAUCUAAGUCAGGAUUUAUCAAAAGAACCCACAUCGGUCAAAACCUUGCCUUCCUCAGAGGCAGGGUUGGGUACGUUACUUUCUAAAUGUAAUCAACUACAGUUACUAGUUACCUGUCCAAAAUUGUAAUCAGUAACGUAAUUUUUGGAUUACCCAAACUCCGUAACGUAAUCUGAUUACGCUCAGUUACRUUUGGAUUACGUAGAAGACAAAAGGAUCCAUCAAAUGCAUUUGGUGUGUCAUCAUAGUGGUCUUUGAUUGGUGGUCAUCAUUUGGUGUAUCAUCAUAGUGGUCUCUGACUUGUGGUCAAACUCGCUCAGGUGGAACAAACUUAAACUUGCCCCUUUUUUCAACCUUUUUUCAAUGCUUAAUUGAAUGUCACUGGGAAAACAGAAAGGUGUCAUAAUGUAUUUUUUCGCAAACAUCCUUUCUAAAUUUAAAAGUAAUCCAAAAAGUGA